This is a messenger RNA of Tuber melanosporum (Perigord truffle), 2304 nucleotides long. RefSeq lists its product as uncharacterized. Bases 1234 to 2160 code for a protein of 308 amino acids. NCBI's taxonomy places the organism in Eukaryota, Fungi, Ascomycota, Pezizomycetes, Pezizales, Tuberaceae. The record is from RefSeq and is a predicted model, not a curated record. The transcript has 4 exons.
CUAAUCCUCAAGCAUAUUAACCACGCCUCUGGCUGCUUUUCCUUGCACUAUGGGAUAAGUUACCGGUAGACGACCUUCUCAGCGCCCUAACCCCGCUCACCCCUUUCCACUCUCUCCUCCGCACUGAUACGGUAGAAACCCCGGAAGGUCUAAAAUAACUUAGCCCGAACCUCCCCUCGACGGCCUGCGCGGAGACUUGGAACCCGAGACUAUGGGAUAUGCGCAUCCCUGGAUGGACUGGGAUUCGCGCGGUUGAUGGUUCUGCUUGAGAGGAAGCAUGACGUCAUGGGAAGUUGGUGAUUUUUAAGUCCAUCUGGGUUUGGGCUGUUGUGUUGGUGUUCGGGCAGGCUAUGACUGCUUAGGGAUUGGUUGUUGGGGGGAGGGGGUUGUUGGGUUAGCCUCGGAAACAGCCUCUUGCAAACCUGCCGACAUACUGCUGGUUUAGGGAGAAGCUGUGCUCCGGGGUUGGGCUUGGGGGAUUGUCGGGGGCGGGUCGGGGCGGUUGUACUCGUAUGAUACGGUAUGAUACUCGUAGUGGGUUACGGGAGUGGGGCGGGUGGGGAGUAGCCUCGGGAGGACUACUCAUCAUACCCCGGAUUUUGUUCUCACGGAGGGAUAAUGGGUCUUGUGUUUGGCUUGAUAUCCGUCUCAGAGCCAUUACAGUAGUCUCGCCGAAUCCUGCCUAUAGCAUAGCCGGACUAAAGCCUGCAACGGACUUCGAACCUACCAGAAAUAAAGCUGUCCGCUGCCAGCACCUAGCUUCAACCUCCAGGCUCACCUAACUCAAUAGUAACGGCAGGCGUUAUGUCACUACCUAGUAUAAGUGUCGACGAACAUCUCUUAUGCCAACGAGGGCGAGCCGAAUCUUCCUGAACAAUCUCUUUUCUCACACGAAAAGACCCUGUUACAACCCCUCUUGUCAUUCCCGGAAACAGUUGAGCACGUAUUUUCUCACCACUGAGAUAAUCACUAGACAUCACUCGCUAUAGGCCGGCUGCGGCUGCCGGUCGGAUUGGAGAGACCGGCUGAAGAGGAACACAGGGUGCUUGGGACUGUGGUCCGAAUUGUGGUUUUUUUGUGAAGUUUGUUGUAAAACUGACGGAUGAAAUAUAUUCGCCGUCAACAAAGUCCUAAGGAAUAGCAGGCCGUUCAGGGUCUACAGACUAUGCGGUCAAAUGAAGGCGGAGGGUAUCAAGCUGUAGGCCUUUGAUCACCCACUCGCUAAGGGAUUAGAUGACAUACAGCACGAUACAACUUCCUAUAAAACCCCGUCCUCACCGCCCAACUUCACUUCGCCUUCCGAUAUCACACACUACCUUCUUUAUCACCAUCACAACCGCUCAUUACAACUUCACUCAUUACAACUUCAUUCGUUUCAAGAUGCACGCUUCAACUCUCUUUCUUCUCGCCAUGAGCGCUCUCACUGCAAGCGCAGCCCCCUCUCCAGCUCCGGUAUACGACCACCACGUCGACGGCUACGCCCAGCACCACGAGAAGGAGCCACAGCGCUACAACUUCAUCCCGGGAUACUACGAUGAGAAGCGCUAUCACCGCACUCCCAAGAACCCCCCAUACGGAAAGGACUAUGUGUACGGCGGCGAAGGUUACGGCGGCGAAGGUUACGGCAAAGGCAAAGAUGGUUACGGCAAGGGCAAAGAUGGUUACGACAAGGGCAAAGAUGGGGACGAGUUCAAGAAGCACGAGAGCGAGGAGCACAAACGUAAGGACGACAAGUAUUCCAAGAAGUGUGAAGAGAAGGAGGACGAGGUUUACAAGAAAGAAAAGGAGAAGGAGAAGGAGGAGGAGUGCAAGAACUUUGAGGAGUGUGCUGAGUCUAAGGAUGAAAAGAUCCAUGAUGAGGAAUGCUGCUUUGAGGAGGGAUACGGAUUCGAUAAGGGGGUAAAGUAUGACAAAUGUUACGGCUACUACCGUGACAUGAACAAGAAGUACCACGAGGACGAGCACAAGAAGGAUAAACAGGCCGCCAAAAAGGACUACUACCGUUGCGAGGAGGAGGAUGAAUAUAAGAAGUGCGAGGACAAAGAGAAAUCCGACAAGUGCGAGGAGUGCGAGGAAUGCGACGACAAGUCCUGCAAGGAUGUGAUCACGGCAGUGGGAAGGGCUAUUCUUCCAAGCACCACCGCUAAAGCACAGACUUAGAGUGCUCUGCUAUGCUGUUUACAGCGCAAGCAUAUAUGCUAGGGGUUUCGGGUAUUAUGAUGGAAUUGAUGGCCUGGGGGUGCAUGAAUUUUUAUAGAUGGGGUCGAACUGUCCAUUAGAAUUUAAAAAGUUUGGAAUUUAGAA